AUGACUGCUACCGUGUCCCGGUGGACGGACGUGGAGCCUGGCGGUGCUCUCCACUCCCUCGCAGCUUUCCUUGCCUUCUUUCAUGUCUUUCUUAAUUCGGCCGAAGAAUCUUUUCGUUGUUUCACGCUCGAGGUCAAAGAUAGCUUCUUUUUAAUCGUUGACAGCUGUGGCUGGAGCACCUGCAUAAAUUCCACCCUUACCCUAUUUUCUUUAUACCUGCUUUUAUCCAUGACACCUGUCUCCAAUCUCAGCAGCGCAGCAAGAUUCCCUCUUUUGUCCUUUCAUAUUGCGUGCUCUCUUGUUGCUUAUGUCUUAGUCCUCUAUUAUCCUGUCUUCUAG
Aspergillus puulaauensis is the source of this 339-nucleotide messenger RNA. RefSeq lists its product as uncharacterized. The record is from RefSeq and is a predicted model, not a curated record. NCBI's taxonomy places the organism in Eukaryota, Fungi, Ascomycota, Eurotiomycetes, Eurotiales, Aspergillaceae. The transcript has a single exon. Bases 1 to 339 code for a protein of 112 amino acids.